Daucus carota subsp. sativus is the source of this 689-nucleotide messenger RNA. Its product is annotated as protein AUXIN-REGULATED GENE INVOLVED IN ORGAN SIZE. Gene Ontology annotation, biological process: positive regulation of organ growth. The transcript has 2 exons. The coding region runs from base 240 to 602 and encodes 120 amino acids. NCBI's taxonomy places the organism in Eukaryota, Viridiplantae, Streptophyta, Magnoliopsida, Apiales, Apiaceae. The record is from RefSeq and is a predicted model, not a curated record.
CUUAUAUAUCUGCUCCACCAUCAUUCUUUCUUUUACCCUUCUUUUCUCUCUUAAAGUAAACCAAAGAUUAAGAAAUUAAUAUAUUUAGAGCUUCUUCUCUUCUUUGCCAGAAACUAAAGAUUCUGUUUUGACCCAUCACAGAUCAGUAGCUUCAGACAAGAUCUUAAAGUUCAAAGUGAAAGUAUUGGAUUAGUAUACUAAAUUUUAGAGAUUGUAUUAGUAACUUGCUAAGGUGAAUUAUGAUGGAUGUUAGAACAUUGCAUAACAAUGCUUCUAGUUUCUCUAGAAAUGAUAAUGGUGGAUAUCAUCGUAAUGGAACAACGUUUGUGCAAAGGAGAAAGAUAGAACAUCAGAGGUCUUUCUCACAAGGGCUUGACAGAAAAUUGUUGUCUUCCAAGAGCUAUUUCACAUUGCAGUCAUUGUUUGUGCUCAUUUGUCUAGCGGCUUCAUUGCUGCUACUGCCGCUGAUUCUGCCCCCAUUGCCGCCUCCGCCGCCAUUCAUGUUGCUGCUGUUGCCGGUUUGCUUGGCGGUUGUGCUCAUGUUCUUGGCGUUCAUGCCUUCUAACGUUAGGGAUGUAACUAAUAACUAUUCUUAUAUGUAAUUAGGGGUGGUUGAACAGAGGUUCUUGUGCUCCUGCAAGCUUAUUGUUAUUGUUUAUAUAUACCAAAGGAACUAUACUUUCAUUUUA